Penicillium subrubescens is the source of this 705-nucleotide messenger RNA. RefSeq lists its product as uncharacterized. NCBI's taxonomy places the organism in Eukaryota, Fungi, Ascomycota, Eurotiomycetes, Eurotiales, Aspergillaceae. Gene Ontology annotation, cellular component: mitochondrion. Bases 1 to 705 code for a protein of 234 amino acids. The transcript is spliced from 4 exons. The record is from RefSeq and is a predicted model, not a curated record.
AUGGAUGAUGGCCAAGAAGUUGUAGCCAAGGUGCCGAACCCAAAUGCUGGCACUCCACACUUUACCACUGCCAGUGAAGUUGCCACAAUGGAGUUUGGCAGCUUGUACUACAAGGGUGACGUGCAGCCCCUAGCAGAUAGGUACUACGUCAAGAAUGGGAAGGCAGUGAGAGAUUCAGAGUUUACUAUUGGGCUGGCUACGGGCCGGGAUUGGUUUGAUGCAGGCCGUUCAAUUUUGGAGGUCCAGAGAGGGCGAUACCCGCAUAAUCCCGGAAAGAUUACGGGUAUCAUCUACUGGCAAUCUUGUCACAUCUCUCCCCUCUUCAACCACAAUCCGGACCCAGCUCUCCUCGACUUGAAUGGCCUCGAGCCCGAGACACUCGAUCUGGUUCCACGCCCGAAACUGUCCGGAAACUGUCCGGGCUUUCACCGGAAGAACGCGACAUGCCAUUCCCAUUCCAUUUUUUCCGAAGAAGAGCUCAAGGGUAUUAAACAGGAUAACGAUGGUGCGGGGGCGGGGACCGAGCUUGUUGGGGAGGUCAAGGAGAGAAUGGGCGAUUUGUGGCCGGACAAAGGCUUUAUUGAGCAUGAGCGAUACGAGGAUUGCAAAGAUGCUCUCCAAGAAGUCAAAGACAUGAUACUGGAGCAAUUGGCUGAAACUGUCGAGGAAAAGGCCGAAUUUGAGCGCUAUUGGCCAUUUGAAUGA